Molecule: messenger RNA, 3297 nt
Organism: Drosophila gunungcola (fruit fly)
Lineage: Eukaryota; Metazoa; Arthropoda; Insecta; Diptera; Drosophilidae
Gene: su(Hw)
Product: protein suppressor of hairy wing
Exons: 7
Coding region: 101-2887 (928 amino acids)
Biological process (GO): regulation of transcription by RNA polymerase II
Molecular function (GO): DNA-binding transcription factor activity; RNA polymerase II cis-regulatory region sequence-specific DNA binding
Source: RefSeq, a predicted model, not a curated record
AUUUGAUCGGUCGUAGAACGGCCACACCGCCGUGCAUUUUCAUACUGAGUCGCUUGUCGUGUUGGAAUUUAAAGCAUAAAAUUAGGCAGUCAUUCCCAAGAUGAGCGCCUCCAAGGAGGGCAAGGAAAAGAAGAUCAAGAUUCAGGGAGUGGAGAAUAUUUCGCCGCCCAAGGACAAGCGACCGGCCACCAGGAUGAAGCUCCUGAACGACGUAGGAGCUGGUGGAGAUCCCGAGGCCACUACCACCAAAUCAAAAAUUCCCCCAGCUAAGCAGGAUAAACGCGGAAGUCAGACACGCAUAAAAAUACUCAAUGAGGAAAUACUGGCCACUCCAAAAGCGGAAAAAAGAGGCGCCAUUAAGACCUCAAGUCCUGCCACCUCCUCCGUCAAGAUCCUUAACGAGAAAAGGGCAGCCAGCUCCACUGUAACGGCCGUGGAAACUGCCAAAAUCAAGGCUUCGCCUAGUAAAAAAAAGAAAAUGGAUCACUAUGUACUUCAGGCUGUAAAAACCGAAAACAGCAAAACGGUCACGGCGGUGACCGAAAAUGAUGAGGAUACAAUUGCUUUUAUUCUGGCCGAAGAUGAGGAAGUGGUGCCCGGAAGGAUUGAGGAAACCAAUGGCCAAGAGAUCGUUGUUACCGAGGGUGACGAGGACGAAGAAAUGGACGAUGAGGAUGGGGAGGAUUCCAAAAGCAACUCCAACCAGGGGGUAAAGAUCAAGGAGAUCGUGGAGCAUGUGUGCGGCAAGUGCUACAAAACCUUUCGCCGGGUUCAGAGUCUGAAGAAGCAUUUGGAGUUCUGUCGCUACGACAGUGGCUAUCAUCUGCGCAAAGCGGACAUGCUCAAGAACCUGGAGAAGAUCGAAAAAGAUGCCGUUGUGAUGGAGAAGAAGGAUAUCUGCUUCUGCUGCAGCGAAAGCUACGACACCUUCCAUCUGGGCCACAUUAACUGUCCCGACUGUCCGAAAUCGUUCAAGACACAGACCAGCUACGAGCGACACAUCUUCAUUACCCACUCCGAGUUCAGCGAUUUUCCGUGCUCCAUCUGCAACGCCAACCUGCGCAGUGAGGCGUUGCUGACGCUGCACGAGGAGCAGCACAAGUCGCGUGGCAAGCCAUACGCCUGCAAGAUCUGCGGCAAGGACUUCACGCGCUCCUACCACUUGAAGCGCCAUCAGAAGUACUCCUCGUGCUCGUCAAACGAGACCGAUACCAUGAGCUGCAAGGUGUGCGAUCGUGUCUUCUAUCGCCUGGACAACCUGCGAUCGCAUCUGAAGCAGCACCUUGGCACGCAAGUGGUGAAGAAGCCGGAGUACAUGUGUCACACGUGCAAGAAUUGUUUCUACAGUCUGUCCACGCUCAACAUUCAUAUACGCACCCAUACCGGAGAGAAACCCUUCGAUUGUGAUCUUUGCGACAAGAAGUUCUCCGCCUUGGUGGCCCUUAAAAAGCAUCGUCGCUAUCACACUGGCGAGAAACCCUACAGUUGCACAGUGUGCAACCAAGCCUUUGCCGUGAAGGAGGUGCUCAAUCGACAUAUGAAGCGUCAUACUGGAGAGCGUCCGCACAAGUGCGAAGAGUGUGGCAAAAGCUUCAUCCAGGCCACCCAGCUGCGCACCCAUUCCAAGACCCAUAUUCGCCCUUUUGCCUGCGAUCAGUGCGAGGAGAAGUUUAAAACAGAGAAGCAACUCGAGCGCCAUGUGAAGGAUCACUCGCGCACAAAGCGUCCCGUCUUUUCCUGCACUGAAUGCAAGCGUACUUUCCGCACCACAGCUCUCCUUAAGGAGCACAUGGACGAGGGCAAACACAGCCCGAAACAACAACGUCCCAAGCGCUCGUCCACCAAAAUGAUGGAGCGUACAGAUUGCGCAAUUUGCGAUAAGAACUUCGACAGUAGUGAAACCCUGCGCAGGCACAUUCGCACCGUGCACGAGUGCGAUCCGGAUGACAUUUUCGGCGUUGAGCCUCAGUCUGUGAAGCGCGCAAAGAAGGCCAAAUUGUCUGGUAUAGAAGUGGAUGAUGUUGUACCAGUGGCGUUGAAUACUUCGGCGGGUUCGUUAAUUUCCAGUCAAACGGAUGGCAACGGCGUGGUGGUCCGCGAGUUCUUGGUGGACGAAGGGGAUGGCACUGCCCAGACUAUUACGCUGGAGAACGAAAUAUACACAAUUCUGCCUUUGGACGGGGCCGUCGAGGAAGAGCAGCUGACGGACGAAGCUGCAGUGAAGCCCGAAGACAAAAAGGAUGAGGCAAAGGUCUCGCCGGUCAAAAAAGAGCAGCGCAAAUCACUGGGCGCCAGUUUGGCGGCUGCCAUUGCCGAUAAUCUGGAGGAUGCCUCAAGCGAGGAUGAUGUCACCGGUGAAAUUCUAACUGACGAAGAUCUAAGGCUCAAGGAGAACGUGGGCAAGCUGAUUGACAUGCUGGUGGACCCACCCAUCUUAAAGAAAUACGGCUGGCCCAACGCCCCCGAGGAAAUGGUGCUCUGCAAGGUGAUCGAGAACUGUGGCCACGAUUUGACCAAAGGUGCUGAAAAUUACGCUGAACUAGACUACGGUAGCCGGAUGCGCGAAUAUUGCAAACUACUCUUCACCGUGGUCAUUCAUAACGAUUCCAUCAAGUCCCUCCUCAACAAUUUCCCCAUCGACGACGUCAUCGAAUAUGUGCUGGGAGAUGAGGACUCGGAGGAGGUAGGGUUAGGCAAGGACAAACGAAAUGAUAAGGAGUCAAUCACAGAGGAUGAUGAACCGGAGACAAUAACAGGAGAUGCUGAAAAAGAGCCGGUCCCAGCGAAAGUAGACAACAAGACUACCGCAGUGGAAACUGAAAAGGAGUCGAUCGCAGAAGAAAAGAAAAAAACGAUCCCAGCGGAAACCGAAGAAGAAAAGGUUUAACUUUUCGUUAUUCAAUGCGUAAUUCAAAUUGCAUGCUAUUAGCGCACAAUGUUUUUUAAAGAAUUCGGGAUGAAAUAUUAAUAGGGCGUGCAUAGUGAACGACAGGUUUAUACUCGACUACAUAAAUUUGUAGGCUCGACUUUAUUUUUAUUAUAACAAAACUAGUUUUAAGAACUUUGGUUUCGGUUCAAACACCAAGUGACCUUAUAAAAGAAACUUACCGUCUGUUAUUGAAUUGUUCGAUUUAAAUACACAUUUACAAAUCACCCAAAAACAAACAAACCAACAAAUGUCAUAUCAAAGAUAUUUUGAUAUUAUAUUAUACAUUUAUACAUAUUUUUUGAAUUGAAAAGUGUACCCAAGCAAUGGGAUAUUUUUAUGAAACUCUUAUUAAAUACAGAAAACACAAA